Molecule: messenger RNA, 996 nt
Organism: Thyridium curvatum
Lineage: Eukaryota; Fungi; Ascomycota; Sordariomycetes; Thyridiales; Thyridiaceae
Exons: 3
Coding region: 1-996 (331 amino acids)
Cellular component (GO): cytosol
Source: RefSeq, a predicted model, not a curated record
AUGCCACCCCAUUUGAUUUUCGGUGCCGGAGGCAUUGGCACAACAGAAAAGUCGUUCACCUUCACCUGGCACACGCCCGAGAAGACUGCUGAGCUCCUGUCAGUGCUGAAGCGUCUUGAGGUCCUGGAGCUUGACUCUGCUGCCUCAUAUCCACCCAAAAACCCAUGGUGUACAGAGGCGCUGCUCGGACAGGCCAAGGCAGCAGAUGCCGGCUUCAUCAUCAACUCCAAGAUUGCAGGUCACGUCCAGGGCCCAAAGCUCAAUGACGAAGCCAUCAAUGCCAGUGUAGAGAAGACCCUGCAGCUUCUUGGCGUUGAGAAAGUCUCAGUCUUGUUUUCACACUUCCCGGAUGUUCUGACGCCCCUGGACGAAACGGCAGCUGCGUUUCAUAGGCAGCACCAACUGGGACGGUUUGAGAGGCUUGGACUCUGCAACUACAGCGUCGAGGACAUGGCCAAGUACUUCGAGAUUUGUGAAGAGAAAGGCUACGUCAAGCCCACGGUAUACCAGGGAUCUUACAACGCUUUGUCCCGCGAGGCAGAAGCGGGAUUGAUACCUUUGCUGCGCAAACACAAUUGCGUGUUCCAAGCAUACAGUCCUUUAGCAGGAGGCUUCCUCACAGGCAAGGUGACCGAAGCCUUGGACUCGGGAGAUUCUGCAAGCCUGAACCGAACACGUUGGCAGGGAGAUAGUGUGUUUCCGGUGUAUGUUUCAAAAUACACUUCGCCCGCCAUGCAUGAUGCCAUCCGAAGGCUCAAAGCCGUCUGUGAGUCUGCAUCCCCCAGGAUCUCAGUCAAAGAGGCAGCAGAGCGAUGGAUCAUGCAUCACUCGGCUCUACAGGACGGUGAUGGGGUCAUCUUUGGCUCGAAAACUAUCGAGAAUGUGGAGAGUAAUGUAGACGAUUUUAGGAAGGGUCCCUUGGACGGCGAUGCGCUCAAAGCUGUUGAAAGCAUGUGGGAGACUGUACAAGAUGGAAUGAAGGACCCAUCAGCAUGA